Molecule: messenger RNA, 1023 nt
Organism: Eruca vesicaria subsp. sativa (arugula)
Lineage: Eukaryota; Viridiplantae; Streptophyta; Magnoliopsida; Brassicales; Brassicaceae
Source: the annotation of a GenBank genome assembly
AUCGUUGCUGUCUUCACAAAACAAAAACUACCUCAAACUGUUUUCUUCCCUCUUUCUCCUGUUUCACUGACUCAACCAGAAAGAGUCAAAACUUUACUGAGUUUUUUUCCUCUUCAUCGACCCAAUUCCCUCAAUAAUGAACGAAGAGAUGAGCGGAGAGACACCGAAGAAUAAGCACGUAAGUAAUCCCACAUUGCCGGAAAAGAUCGACUACGUGUUCAAGGUGGUUGUGAUUGGUGACUCUGCUGUCGGAAAAACGCAGCUCCUUUCACGUUUCACACAGGGCAAGUUCUGUUAUGACUCAAAGUCCACCAUAGGCGUCGAGUUUCAGACACGCACGAUCACUCUUCAAGGCAAACUCGUUAAAGCUCAGAUCUGGGAUACCGCCGGUCAAGAAAGAUACAGAGCGGUGACGAGUGCGUAUUACAGAGGCGCGUUAGGUGCUAUGGUGGUUUACGACAUAACCAAACGCGACUCUUUCGACCACGUGGCACGUUGGGUUGAGGACUUACGUGCGCACGCCGACGACUCCGCCGUGAUUAUGCUCGUCGGAAAUAAAGCCGACCUUGCCGACGAUAAACGCGCCGUCCCGACAGAAGACGCCGUUGAGUUCGCUGAGACUCAACGGCUUUUCUUCUCGGAAGUCUCGGCUCUAAGUGGCGGGAACGUCGACGAAGCUUUUUUCCGUCUGCUAGAGGAGAUUUUCAGCCGCGUUGUUGUGGCGAGAAAAGCUCUGGAGUGUGAGAGUGUGUCGUCUACCGCUAAACUUGACGGUUCGAGAAUUGAUGUGAUCUCUGGUUCGGAACUUGAGAUUAGUAAAACGAAUGAACAAGCUUCAUGUUCGUGUUGAAUUUGAGUUUUGAGUGAUGGGCUCGAGUAUGGGCCUGAUAGUGAGACUUUUUUUAAUAUCAUUUUUUACCCAUGUCUUUGUUUAUGGGCUUUUCAUAUCUUCUGUGAAUUGGUGGUACUUAUUCGAUACCGUCUAAAAAUUAUUCAUGUCAUAUUUAAUAUGUUUUUUUCUCC